Glycine soja is the source of this 943-nucleotide messenger RNA. RefSeq names its product ribosomal protein S19, mitochondrial-like. The transcript has 2 exons. Bases 155 to 538 code for a protein of 127 amino acids. Gene Ontology annotation, biological process: ribosomal small subunit assembly; translation. The record is from RefSeq and is a predicted model, not a curated record. Gene Ontology annotation, cellular component: ribosome; cytosolic small ribosomal subunit. Gene Ontology annotation, molecular function: RNA binding; structural constituent of ribosome. NCBI's taxonomy places the organism in Eukaryota, Viridiplantae, Streptophyta, Magnoliopsida, Fabales, Fabaceae.
UAGCAGAAUGAUGAGUGAAGCUUGCGUUCGAUUCAUCAGUUUGCUUCACUCUGCCUUUCCUUUCCAUUCCCUUCAUAGCCCAAACCCUAAACGCCGUUGGUUCUUCCCGCCGGCAACCGCACAUUGCCAGUUCUCCAUUUUCUGAUCAGGAAGAAUGAGGCCUACAAUGAUGCUUAGGGCUCUAACCAAGCAGUUUCUUGGAAUUGUAGGCGAUACAGCAAACACUGUUGCUAAGAAGCCACCCCCACCUCCUCCUCUGGUGUCACGCAAACCGGCGUUCAUUGAUGCAUUCUUGUAUAAGAUGAAGAAGAAUCCAAAUCUUUUGUUGAACAAGACCAUUUGGUCACGGAGAUCGACUAUCUUGCCAGAAUUUGUUGAUAGCACUGUCAAGAUUUACAAUGGGAAAACCACUAUUCGUUGUAGGAUCACUGAGGGAAAAGUGGGUCAUAAGUUUGGAGAGUUUGCUCUCACCAGCAAACGCAAGACCAGAGAACAAGCCAAUUCCAAAAAUGUUAAACAACUUAAGAAAAAGAAGUGAUUUCUUCUUUUUUUUUUCUGUAUUUUUGGACAAAAAUAAUUUUGCGGGUAUUUUAUUUCUGCAAUUAUUUACAUCAAUAUAUAUGUUUCUUCGGAGGGCGAACCCUGGUGCAGCGGUAAAGUUGUGCCUUGGUGACUUGUUGGUCAUGGGUUUGAAUCCGGAAACAGCCUCUUUGCAUAUGCAAGGGUAAGGCUGCGUACAACAUCCCUCCCCCAUACCUUCGCAUAGUGAAGACCUAAUAGUUGAAACCUGAAAUGGGGUACGAAGUUUUUUUUUUUUAUAUAUGUUUCUUCGGUUCUUUAGAUUGUAUUUGAAGACCUAAUAGUUUUCCCUGCGAGAAUAUUGGCUACAAGGAUUUUGAUGAAAUUUGACCGUGAUUGCAGUUGAAUUGAUUCUUUGACUAUC